Messenger RNA from Macroventuria anomochaeta, 739 nucleotides. RefSeq lists its product as uncharacterized. The transcript has a single exon. NCBI's taxonomy places the organism in Eukaryota, Fungi, Ascomycota, Dothideomycetes, Pleosporales, Didymellaceae. The record is from RefSeq and is a predicted model, not a curated record. Bases 102 to 554 code for a protein of 150 amino acids.
CCGGGGCCUCCGCGGUCAACUCAGAAGAGCUAGACGUCGGCUUCGUUACCUGACAAGUGAACACAUCGAAUCUGCAGACGUGUUGAGCAGUAUGUAUCCGCAUGCUUGACUGGGUGACACAAGUUCAUGCCUUCAAUGUACAUCAGCCUGACCUUGAGCCUUUCGCACUGGCAAAAGAAAUACCACACGCUCCAAAUACCGUGCAUGGCCAUAUGGCGCGGACCGCAACGCUACCGGGCCGUCCAAAGAAGCAAAGUGGACCCACAGGCUUCGAGAAUAGUCAAGACGUUGCGUGUGGAGGUACGAGGGAACGGUGCACAAUCAUCGCAACACUGCGACCUGACUACCAGUUGUAUGGGCCUGGUGGAUUAGUCGCUAUGCUAUUUCUUCUAUGCAUUUCAAAGCGACGUCAUGAUGAAGUUGGCAUGUUGGCAUGUCACGUUGUUAGUGAGGCGACGUAUGUUUUGAGACGCGAUAUCGAGCAUCUCACAGCCGGACAGAACACUGAGACCAUGAAGUUGAGUUCGAGGUUCGAAGCACGAACUGACUUUUGACGUUGAACGAUGAAUGAAGGGAUAGGAUAUUCGAAUGUGGCCCCGAGGAGCUGAGGAUAGUAUUGACAACGGGGAUCAGAGGGAAUACGAUGGGCGAUAUAGGUGCCGCUUGCACACAAGCGAGUCGAUAGCUGGUGUUUCGAAACUUACCUGCAGACCCUGCAAUGCAGACCUUGACAGCGCAU